AUGUCUCUACAAUGUUUAUUCAUGUUUCUUUUUCUUCUUGCUUUUGCAGAAUCACAAUCCACAAUACAUCCCUUUAACCAUACUGAUUUACAAGCAGCAAUAGGUGACAUGAGAGCAAAAUCUUUCUAUGGAUUUGCAAUGCUUUUGCAGAUGCUAAAUGGAACAUCACAACCAACUAGGGACUUCACUUUUUUAAUGCCUGAUGAUAGAGAAUUAUCUGCAUCAGCUAUUUCAGCUGAUCAAAUUGAAGAAUUUUUAUUAAGCCAUGCAAUUCCAAUGCCUUUGUAUUUCUAUGAUUUGUCACAUUUUCCAACUGGUACACUUGUUCCAUCAGGAAUUAGCUCUAGAAUGAUUAGGAUUCAUAAUCGCGGCAGAGGCGAUUUCUUUGUUAAUAACGCACAAAUUGUUUCGGCUAAUAUUUGCUUGAGCUCUGUCAUUAAAUGUCAUGGUGUUGAUGCAAUAAUUGAAUAUGAUUAA
This is a messenger RNA of Cicer arietinum (chickpea), 477 nucleotides long. Its product is annotated as FAS1 domain-containing protein SELMODRAFT_448915-like. The record is from RefSeq and is a predicted model, not a curated record. NCBI's taxonomy places the organism in Eukaryota, Viridiplantae, Streptophyta, Magnoliopsida, Fabales, Fabaceae.